AUGUUUCGAGGGCUUCCCAGCAAGGCUAGGGAGCCCUCGCAUGUGGUAGCGUCCUGUAACCAGCGACACCACCAAGGCACGGGCAUCCUCAGCAAUGAACUCUUUGAUGAUGCGCUAAUCUACUACUCAAACCUAAACGGCGCCGCCAAAGUUCUAAACCAGACCGCUCACAAGGCAACAAAUUCUACUACCUUGAACAUCACUGCAGAUUUUGAUCAGCAAGUAUGCGAUUCCUUCCGGGGACUAAAUAUACGCUGGACGCAAGAGCUAAAAACAAACAGAAAUGAUGCAGAUGAAGUGGAAGAGAAAAACUCCUUUCUUCUUAAAGCAGACAAGGCAGCCUUAGAAUUUUUUACCGAAUAUUUUGAGCAUGUUGCGAGGAAAGCAGAGGAACUGAGAAGGGAGAAAACAGAUCUUACCAUAGCUACUAAUACUGUACCUGGCAAUUCAGAUGCUGAGUGGACAGCCCUUCCUUUUAAUCAUCCCUCAACUUUUAAUACCGUCGCCCUUAAUCCUAGCACUAAAGAAAUGAUUAUCUCGGACCUUGAAAGCUUCAAGCAAGCAAAGAAUUUCUACAUAAGAACAGGCCGUGCAUGGAAGCGCGGGUAUCUCCUUUAUGGGCCUCCUGGCACUGGAAAAACAAGCCUCAUCGCCGCCAUUGCUAACUACAUGAAUUACAGUGUAUAUGAUUUGGAUCUCACGCACGUUAAAGACAACGUUGAGCUCCGUAAGCUUCUGAUCAAAACGAAAGAGAAAUCGAUUAUUAUUGUGGAAGAUAUUGAUUGCUCCAUUGUACUGAACAAUGGACCUAACGACCAACCGAAAGGUGGUCAGAGUAGAGUUACUCUUUCUGGUUUGCUUAAUUUCACAGAUGGAUUAUGGUCUUCCUGCGGUGAUGAGCGUUUGUUUAUCUUUACUACGAACCACAAGGAUCAUCUUGAUCCUGCUCUCUGUAGAUGUGGGAGAAUGGACGUACAUAUUAAUCUCUCUUACUGCGAUUUCCCCGUGUUUAAAACUCUCGCUUAUAAUUACUUGAGAAUUGAGGAUCAUGCACUGUUUUCUGCCGUCCAAGAGAGGAUUAGUGCAGGCGCCAAGAUAACUCCUGCCGAGAUUACAGAAAUCCUCAGCUCUAAACCUGAGGAUGCUAAUAAAACGCUGAGUGCUGUGAUUGUUGGUCUCGACAAAAAGAUAAAGGACAAAGAAGCCAAGAGCUUGACGACGUUUCAGCCACCUCAGCCUGGAGGGCGUGCAUAUCCUGAGCAACUUUCAUUAGGUCCUGAAUCUCCAGAGGCAUCUAUUCAUGGUACCCCUCACCUUAUGAUGGAAAUGGUUAAGAAGGGUGAAGUGAUAGCCAUAGACCCUAGUGAAUCUACCAUCCAGAGUGAUGUACUCCAUGACAACUCUUAG
This is a messenger RNA of Cryptomeria japonica (Japanese cedar), 1407 nucleotides long. Its product is annotated as AAA-ATPase At3g50940-like. The record is from RefSeq and is a predicted model, not a curated record. Gene Ontology annotation, molecular function: ATP binding; ATP hydrolysis activity. NCBI's taxonomy places the organism in Eukaryota, Viridiplantae, Streptophyta, Pinopsida, Cupressales, Cupressaceae. The transcript has 4 exons. Bases 1 to 1407 code for a protein of 468 amino acids.